UAGAACUUGUUUAUACAUUGCCGUUCUGUCAAAACAAAGAGUUGAUGACAUUAGACAUUUACAAAGUAUUUGUGGAACUAAAAUUUUAGUGAAGAUGAAACCUACGCUGGUUGCAGAUGAAAUGUUUCCUGAGGGUGCUGGAUCCUUCAUUGAAUUGGAAGAGGUUGGAGGCAGCCGUUUGUUAGUGGAUCUUACGGCUAGCGACAAAGCAGUACAUGCAGACUUUUUCAAUGACUUUGAUGACUUGUAUGAUGAUGAUGACCUUGAAUAAGGUGAUAUUUCAUCCUAAUGAUAGUGCUAUGAAUAAUAUAGGUCGUAUUUAUUUACAUUUAACAUCUAAUCACAAGUAUAGCAAUAAUAAAUUGUCUUUUGCAGUUUGUCACAAUUAAAAAUAUGCAUCA
This is a messenger RNA of Dufourea novaeangliae, 401 nucleotides long. RefSeq names its product myeloma-overexpressed gene 2 protein homolog. The record is from RefSeq and is a predicted model, not a curated record. Gene Ontology annotation, biological process: negative regulation of protein neddylation. Lineage: Eukaryota; Metazoa; Arthropoda; Insecta; Hymenoptera; Halictidae. The transcript has 3 exons. Bases 95 to 271 code for a protein of 58 amino acids.